Coregonus clupeaformis (lake whitefish) is the source of this 1678-nucleotide messenger RNA. RefSeq names its product exocyst complex component 4-like. Gene Ontology annotation, cellular component: synapse; exocyst; growth cone membrane. NCBI's taxonomy places the organism in Eukaryota, Metazoa, Chordata, Actinopteri, Salmoniformes, Salmonidae. The annotation marks the transcript as partial. The record is from RefSeq and is a predicted model, not a curated record. Gene Ontology annotation, biological process: chemical synaptic transmission; Golgi to plasma membrane transport; exocytosis. The transcript has 7 exons.
CUCCAGAGCACAGUGGUAGUGGAGAAGUCCAUCCAGGACCUGAUGACUCUGAUGCAGGACCUGAGUGCCUACUCCAACCAGUUCCUGGAGAUGGUCUGUGACAAGCUGAAGGAGUACAAGGAGAUCUGCAAUACCGCAUACAGGGGCAUAGUCCAGUGUGAGGAGAAGCUGACCAUCAGUGCAUCGUGGUCUAAGGACGAGGACAUAAGCCGACUGCUCCAGUCUCUGCCCAACUGGGCUAACAUGGCCCAGCCCAGACAGCUCCGACAGAAGAGAGAGGAUGAAGAGGACUUCACCAGGGCGGCAUUUGCCAAGGAGUCAGAGGUGCUAACGGGUAACCUAGGUGACAAGCUGAUCCCGCAGAACGAGAUCCUGCGUGGCGUCAGUGACCUGAAGGCCCUGGCCAACCUGCAGGAGAGCAUGGAGUGGCUGGCCUCCAAACUCAAAGGCUUCUUCAUCAACCUGCCCCACGCUGCCAGUGGGUCUCCAGGCUCUGACCCCCAGGUGACCAAUGAGAGUGUCCGCAGCAGGGACCAGAUCCUCCAGACUCUGACUGACCUGUCCAGGGCCUUCCAGGACAUCGCUGACCGCUGUCUGCUGGUCCUCCACCUGGAGGUCAGAGUGCAUUGUUUCCACUACCUGAUUCCUCUGGCCAAGCAGGGGAACUAUGCCAUAGUGGCCAACGUGGAGAGCAUGGACUACGACCCCUUGGUGGUCAAACUCAACAAGGAUAUCAGCGCCAUCGAGGAGGUGAUGGGCGCCGCAUUGCAGCAGCACAAGUUCCAGUACAUCUUUGAAGGUCUUGGCCACCUGAUCUCCUGUAUUCUGAUCAAUGGAGCCCAGUACUUUAAGAGGAUCAGUGAGUCUGGCAUCAAGAAGAUGUGUAGGAACAUCUUUGUCCUGCAGCAGAACCUCACCAACAUCACCAUGUCUAGAGAAGCCGACCUCGACUUCGCUAGGCAGUACUAUGAGAUGCUGUACAACGCGGCAGACGAGCUGCUCAACCUGGUGGUGGACCAGGGCGUUCGCUACACAGAGCUGGAGUACAUCCAUGCCCUCAGCCUGCUGCAGAGGAGCCAGACGGGCGUGGGAGACCUGAGCACGCAGAACGUCCGGCUGCAGCGCCUCAAGGAGAUCAUCUGCGAGCAGGCAGCCUUUAAGCAGGCCAUCAAGGAUAAGAAGAUCACUACUGUUUGAGAGGGGGGACAUUGGGGGACUGUUGUUGGCAAUGGCCUUUCUGCAUUACUGUCCAGUGUUUCUCAACCUCCUGUCUGUUAAAGGGGUUUAGAUUAAAGCAUUACUGUCCUAGUACAGAUGUCCUGGAGCAGUGUUUCUCAACCUCCUGUCUAGAAAAAGGGUUUUGAUUAAAGCUAGUAUUUUAGAGCUGACUAAACAGUGUCAGCUAACCAGCUGAGGGACUAGUCAGCACCUUCUCAGGAACUGGUGUCGAACUGGGUUUGUAAAACUGGGUUUGUCCUUAUUAGAGUGCUAUUGCAGUCCAUAAAUAAACCAUGUAAUAUGUUUUAGGGGUUGAGAUAAUGCUGGUAGGCUGUAAAUUGAGUAGUUACUGAUUUAAGGUUUAAACUUUGUUACCAAUAUGCAUCUGUUGUUGUAACUCAUCUGCUUAUUCACUGGCAAGAAUGCAGCCAGUUCCUCAAGAAAAAACAUACACACAUAC